Dibothriocephalus latus is the source of this 405-nucleotide messenger RNA. Lineage: Eukaryota; Metazoa; Platyhelminthes; Cestoda; Diphyllobothriidea; Diphyllobothriidae. The record is from the annotation of a GenBank genome assembly.
AUGGGCUCAUGGUUCGAUGUAGUUGAGCUGCCUCCGUUGGUCCCUGCUGAUGAAGCUCCCGUGUACAAGCAGCCCAAAGUUGUUAUCGGUACCAGCCGGGUUCGUCGGUGGCAGUGGGUUGCUUUUACGAAUUCUGCGCGCUCCGAUGGCCUUGUACUUCACCAUUGGCGGCGGGCUGGUGACGAUGAAUCCGACGAAGACUACUACUUUGCGCGUUUUAACAAGGUUAGUAUCCUUUUAACCACCUCUACUAUUCCUCCGAUUGCAGCUGAGGGAGACUUCGUAUAUUUUGGAAUCUCAACCAGAAUUCUUAAAUGUACUUACCGUAUUGACAGCCUAGCCAUGUGUUUCGCUGAUAUUUCGCCGCCGCAUGACAGAGCUGCGAGGGGUUCGGCUCAUCCGUGA